Messenger RNA from Heterotrigona itama, 915 nucleotides. Lineage: Eukaryota; Metazoa; Arthropoda; Insecta; Hymenoptera; Apidae. The record is from the annotation of a GenBank genome assembly.
AUGUUGUUGACGGUGAUCGGAAUCUGGCCUAGAGAGGACACGUUCUCGAAUAACAUUAAACUGUACAUUCAAACGGCAAUUGUCUUUUCUCUCAUGUGUUUCCUGUUGAUACCGCAUGUAAUUUACACGUACUUCGACUGCGAAAAUCUGACCAAGUACAUGAAAGUGAUCGCCGCGCAGGUCUUUAGCCUUUUGGCGAUCAUCAAGUUUUGGACGGUGAUUAUCAAUAGAAAAGAAAUACGAUUUUGUUUGAACGAGAUCGAAAUACAAUACAGGGACGUGAAAUGCGAGGAGGAUCGACUGGUAAUGACGAAUUGUGCAAAGAUCGGCCGAUUUUUCACCACCGUGUACUUGGGGCUUAGUUACACCGGUGCUCUCCCCUAUCACAUUAUUCUACCACUGAUAUCGGAGAGAAUCGUGAAAGAGGACAACACCACUCAGAUACCGUUACCUUACCUGAGCGACUAUGUUUUUUUCGUGAUCGAGGACUCGCCGAUCUACGAGAUGACAUACUCUGCAUUGGUUGGAGAAUGCCUUAGCAUCGUAUUUCUGUCGGAGAUGAUCGGCUGUACCAUUAUAAUAUGCUUUCUAGAAUUCGGUGUUAUUAUGGAACUGGAAGAUCAGAAUACGUUGAGCAUGUUAACAUAUUUUGUACUAAUGACAUCGAUCUUCGUAAACGUCUUUAUAAUAUCGUUCAUCGGCGAUCGUCUGAUAGAAGAGGUACUGCUUCAAUUUCAAACAAAUAUUCCUCAAUCAAAUAGCGAAAAAAUAGGAAAAACAUUGUACUUUUUACCAUGGUACGAUUUUCCAGAGGAUGUGGCGAAGAAUGUAAGGACGAUCAUUCUAAGAACCUAUCUACCGUCAAGUUUAUCUGGCGCCAAGAUAUUGAAUCUCUCGCUUCAAGCAUUUUGCGAC